Molecule: messenger RNA, 5719 nt
Organism: Rhinichthys klamathensis goyatoka
Lineage: Eukaryota; Metazoa; Chordata; Actinopteri; Cypriniformes; Leuciscidae
Gene: clasp1b
Product: CLIP-associating protein 1
Exons: 44
Coding region: 388-5073 (1561 amino acids)
Biological process (GO): mitotic spindle assembly
Cellular component (GO): spindle microtubule; cytoplasmic microtubule; mitotic spindle
Molecular function (GO): microtubule binding; kinetochore binding
Source: RefSeq, a predicted model, not a curated record
UUGAAGCCGCACAAUGGGCGGAGAUUUCUGCUGUUUCCUUCCAAAUAUCAACUGAUGAUCAACCCACCGCUAACGGUUCCCAAUGUAGAGGGUUUAGAGCGAGAUAUGCCAGAACUUGAGGCUGAGACGUGGAACUGGACUUCGUUACAGUGAUGGACUGGCCGUUUGACACGAUUUCCCUGCUGAAGGUUUUGCACCAGCAGUGUUUGAGUCGUCGGUUAUAACAUCAACACAUGUUGCACCGGUGCCGCCCGCAAUCCCGCAUUCACACGUCCUGCGCCCUCUUGGAUUCGGUCUUUGGAUUAACAAGAUCACAGGUUGUUUUCAGGCCAGUAUUUGUGUUUUUAUGUGUUGUCUUCCUGAGUCGUGGUCGGUCUUGACGAAGUCAUGGAGCCCAACAUGGAGUACAUAGUGGCGCAGGUCACGCAGAAAGAGGUCGGACGUCGGUUUCAAGUUGGACCGGAGAUCAUAGACUAUAUUCUGGACAGGCAGAAGUCACAUGACCUGGAAAAUGAUCAGACCAUGCUGGACCGGAUGAUGGACAGUCUGGCAACCUCAUGGGUCAACGCAAGCAAUUUCAAGGUGGCUCUGCUGGGAAUGGACAUAGUGUCCGCUCUAGUGACCAGACUACAGGAACGCUUCAAAACACAAAUAGGAACAGUUCUGCCCAGUUUAAUUGAUCGUUUAGGUGAUUCUAAGGACCAGGUUCGAGAUCAAGCACAGUCACUUCUGUUAAAAAUCAUGGACCAAGCGGCCAAUCCACAGUAUGUUUGGGACCGAAUGCUGGGCGGCUUCAGACAUAAAAACAACAGGACCAGAGAAGCUGUUUGCUUUUGCCUUAUUUCCACUCUUAAUGUAUAUGGAGCCCACGGCUUAACCCUUAGCAAGAUUGUUCCUCACAUUUGUCAUUUGUUGGGAGACCCCACUAGUCAGGUUCGAGACGGUGCGAUGAACUGCCUGGUGGAGAUUUACAGACAUGUGGGAGAAAGAGUGAGGAUGGAUCUGGGGAAAAAGGGACUCCCUCAGUCACGGUUGAAUGUGAUUUUCAGCAGGUUUGAUGAAGUCCAGAGGUCUGGGAACAUGAUCCUGUCCACAGAUAAGAACAUCGAGGAUGAAGAUUCGGCGGAUGGAGGGCGUUCCUCGUCGUCCUCUAAAGGAGCGUCAUCGGUGCGUCGAACGGGAUCCCUGCGCAGGCCGAGCUCCGCUUCCAGCGCCAAGAGCUCAGGGAAGGAGAGCUCUGGUGCCGGAGCUGUCGAUGAAGAAGACUUCAUCCGUGCCUUCGAAGAUGUGCCGACCGUACAGAUCUACUCCGCUCGAGAGCUCGAGGACUCCAUGAACAAGAUCCGAGAAAUUCUCUCCGAUGACAAACAUGAUUGGGAACAGAGAGUGGCCGCACUGAAGAAAGUGCGUUCUCUGCUGUUGGCCGGCGCGUGCGACUACGACGGCUUCUCCCAGCAGUUACGGCUCCUCGAGGGGUCGUUCAAACUCUCGGCUAAAGAUCUGCGCUCGCAGGUGGUGCGCGAGGCCUGUAUCACACUGGGGCACCUGUCAUCUGUGCUGAGGAAUAAAUUUGAUCACGGAGCCGAGAACAUCAUGCCAACGUUACUCAACCUCGUGCCCAACAGCGCUAGAGUUAUGGCCACAUCCGGGAUGGCGGCGAUCCGUCUCAUUAUACGACACACUCACUAUCCACGUCUGAUUCCCAUCAUGACCAGCAACUGCACGUCUAAAUCUGUGACAGUCAGACGACGCUGUUAUGAGUUUUUAGAUCUUCUGCUUCAAGAAUGGCAGACACAUUCUCUAGAGAGGAACAUCGCUGUUCUGAUGGAAACCAUUAAGAAAGGAGUUCAUGAUGCCGACUCCGAGGCCAGAUCAGUUGCUAGAAAAUGUUACUGGGGUUUUCACGCCCACUUCAGCAAGGAGGCGGAGCAUAUGUUCCAGGCGCUGGAACUGACCUAUCAGAAGGCGCUCCAGUCUCACCUGAAGAGCUCGGACAGCAUCAUGUCCCUGCCUCAGUCUGACCGCUCGUCCUCCAGCUCGCAGGAGAGUCUGAAUCGGCCUCUUUCUGCAAAAACACCUGUCGGGAGCAACUUAAGCAGAACUAAAGUGGCGAGUUCUCGCGCGUCGUCUUCGUCCGGCUCACUCCAGCGUUCACGCAGUGAUGUCGAUGUUAACGCUGCAGCCAGUGCCAAAUCACGAAUGCCCACUGUACCCGCCGCUGCCCCCUUCAGCUCUGCCACGGCACUGCCGCCCGGGUCCUACGCCUCGCUGGGUCGUGUGCGAACAAGACGGCAGAGUUCAGAGAAGGCUUCUGGGGGCGGAGCUUCUGUGACGGACAGCAGGGGGAGGAGCCGAGCCAAAGCUGUGUCCCAAUCACAACGAUCCAGAUCUGCUAAUCCAGUAGCGGGUAAAGCUCACGCGGGCAGUCGCUCGAGUUCACCUGGGAAGCUCUUGGGUCAUUCCUACGGGAGAAUCCCUCGAGCCACCGGAGCGCCGUCGGUCAAGCGCUGUAAGAUCCCGCGGAGUCAAGGCUGCAGUCGCGAGACGAGUCCCAGCCGCGGGCGAGAGGUGCGGGGCAGUCGUAUCCCGAGGCCCAGCAUGAGUCAGGGCUGUAGUCGUGACACCAGUCGGGAGAGCAGUCGAGACACCAGCCCGGCUCGAGGGUUCAGUUCGCUGGCAUCCCACAGACACUCUCGCUCCACCAGCGCGCUGACGGCGGGUGACGUCCUGCUGACAGAUCGUUACGGGCUCAUCCAUCAGGCCCGUAUCUCAGCGUCUGUGAACGCCAUGCGGAUCUUGAACACGGGCACUGAUGUGGAGGCGGCUGUGGCAGAUGCUCUGCUUUUAGGAGACUCCAGGAAUAAGCAGAGACCCAUGCGACGACGCUUCGAAUCUCCCGGCAUGUACUCCGAUGACGACGCGAACAGCGACGCGUCCAGCGCGUGCUCCGAACGCUCCUACAGCUCUCGUAACGGUGCGAUGCCGCAUUACCUGCGUCAGACGGAGGACGUGGCCGAGAUCCUGAACCACUGCGCCAGCGCUAACUGGUCCGAGAGGAAAGAGGGGCUCCUGGGACUCCAGAACCUGCUGAAGAGCCAGAGAGUCCUCAGUCGUGUAGAGCUGAAGAGAUUGUGUGAGAUCUUCACCAGGAUGUUUGCAGAUCCUCACAGCAAGAGAGUGUUCAGCAUGUUCCUGGAGACGUUGGUGGACUUCAUCAUGUUACACAGAGAGGAGCUUCAGGAUUGGCUGUUUAUUUUGCUCACGCAGUUGCUGAAGAAAAUGGGGGCCGAUCUUCUGGGGUCCGUCCAGGCCAAAGUUCAGCGAGCUCUCGACGUCACCAGGGAUUCGUUUCCGUACGAUCAGCAGUUCAACAUCCUGAUGCGGUUUAUUGUUGAUCAGACACAGACACCGAACCUCAAGGUGAAGGUGGCCAUCCUGAAGUACAUCGAAUCUUUGGCCAGACAAAUGGAUCCGUCAGACUUCGUGAACUCCAGCGAGACGCGAUUAGCCGUCUCUCGAAUCAUCACGUGGACCACAGAACCGAAGAGCUCGGACGUCAGAAAGGCGGCUCAGAUGGUUUUGAUCGCCCUGUUUGAGCUGAACACCCCAGAGUUCACCAUGCUGUUAGGCGCUCUGCCCAAAACCUUCCAGGACGGAGCCACUAAACUCCUGCACAACCAUCUGAAGAACAACAGCAACACCCCCACAGCGUCUCAGGCAUCUCCCAGCAGCCCCGUGACCCGCGCUCCUCCCAGACACCCCGUGACCCGCACCAGCCCGCUCACGUCACCCACCAACUGCUCGCACGGAGGACUUUCUCCCAGUCGUUUAUGGGGCUGGAGCUCAAAGGCUUCUUCUCCUCUCCCUCCCCCCCACCCCGGCCCCACCACCCCCCCGCUCCGGGCUCAUCGGAGGGCGUACUCGCCCAGUAUGCUGGAGUACGACACUGAGAACAUGAACUCUGAGGAGAUCUUCAGCUCUCUGAGAGGCGUAACCGAAGCCAUCCAGAGCUUCAGUUUCCGCAGUCAGGAGGAAAUCCUCGAGCCCAUCAAACGUGACGGCAAGAGGGAAGAUCCGACCGGUGUGGCGUCGUCUGGUGUGGAUCCUCGUCUGGAGGGAGGCCGGACGGCGCUGGACAACAAGACGUCACUAUUAAACACACCGUCCCCUCGAUCGUUCAGCGGCCCGUGGACACGCGAGUACAACCCCUACAACUACAGCGACAUCAGCGCCUACGAGAAGGGAGCGCUCGCCGUGUUCGACGACGGGGAGCAGAUCCGAGAGGGUCUUCAGCAGGACUGUGGAGAAAACAAGAUCAUGCACCCCAAAGGUUUUUCUGCAGGACCCGGGCAGCCCCUGGAGAUGGUUGGUGACCUGCUGAAGGAGCUGUCCAAUCACAGCGAGCGUGUGGAGGAGAGGCGGGCCGCUCUGCUGGAGCUGCUGAAGGUCACGCGCGACGACAGUCUGGCCUUGUGGGAGGAGCACUUUAAAACCAUGCUUCUGCUGCUGCUGGAGACGCUGGGAGAUAAAGAUCACACCAUCCGAGCGCUGGCGCUGCGUGUCCUGAAGGAGAUCAUGCGAGGUCAACCAGCGCGCUUCAAGAACUAUGCAGAACUCACCAUCAUGAAGACACUGGAGGCCCAUAAAGACUGUCAUAAAGAGGUCGUUCGGGCCGCAGAAGAAACGGCCUCCACGCUGGCCGGAUCAAUCCACCCCGAGCAGUGCAUCAAAGUUCUGUGUCCCAUCAUCCAGACGGCCGACUAUCCCAUCAACCUCGCCGCCAUUAAGAUGCAGACCAAAGUAAUCGAGCGGAUUCCCCAGGAUUCCCUGGGUCAGCUUCUGCCUGACAUUAUCCCAGGACUGUUACAGGGUUAUGAUAACACCGAGAGCAGUGUACGCAAGGCCAGUGUUUUUUGUUUGGUGGCCAUUUAUUCAAUCAUCGGUGAAGAUCUGAAGCCUCAUCUACAGCAGCUGACCGGCAGCAAGAUGAAGUUACUGAACCUGUACAUCAAGCGAGCUCAGACCACCAACAGCAACAGCAGCAGUUCCUCAGACGUCUCGUCUCACAGCUGAACACUCGCUCUACAGGCCCGUCCUGAAACGCUCUCAGAAGACUUCGCACAUUUGGUCCAUCGUGCGAGUAGAUCUUGUUUAGGUGCACAUUUGCUUUAUUAAAGGGCACAUGAUUCAUUUAAGAGGUGCAACCACUUACACUUACUUUAACUUUAACCGCAGCCUGUUGGGGUUUGUGAUUGGUUGCGUUUGUGCUUGAAUGAACAUCUGCUACCAACAUUGUGUGUGUGUGUGUGUGUGUAAGUUGUGCCUUUGUGUGAGAGAGCUGUUGCGACGACUUUUAUUCUCUAAUGCUUUAUUACUUUUUACCGUUACAUUUUUGCAGUGGCGUUUAACUUCCUCAUAUUCAAAGCACACGUAAAGUUCUGUCCAAUCGGCCAAUCAGGAGUCGUGUUUCAAACCUCCAGCGUCAGCACUCGUCCGUUGUAGUUUCACGUCUUUAACUCUGCUGCUGCCUCCAGUUUUCUAGAACGCUUUUGGUUUUUAGUGAUGAGUGUCAUUUUUUUGCGCAUCUGAAAAUAUGCAAGAACAGAGAUUGUAUUUGUACAGUAUUUGUUUCAUGUCUGGCCAACAGGAGAAGAGGUUUUUGCUCAAAGUCUGAUUGUAAAAGAGCAAAUUUAGUUUGAAAUCUCUCAUUCCAGCGUUG